AACACAGGAAGGAUUCCAAAGUCCUAAUCAGAAAUCAGUAGAAAAAAACGAAGACGCAUCUGCAACAGACACACCGAGGCAGGCGCGAUGACAUCCAGUAAAAUCGAACUCCCUGGUGAAGUGAAGACCGACGCCGAUGCCGCUGCGCUCAUGGCAUCUCUCCAGCUGAUGCCCUCGCCCGUGCCCAACGCGGAUAUCAAGUACACCAAGAUUUUCAUCAACAAUGAGUGGCAAGACUCUGUGAGCGGAAAGACCUUCCCAGUCUACAACCCAGCCAGCGGAGAGCAGAUCUGUGAGGUCCAAGAAGCAGAGAAGGCUGAUGUGGACAAGGCGGUGCAGGCGGCCCGGCUGGCCUUCACCCUUGGUUCAGUGUGGCGGAGGAUGGAUGCGUCAGAAAGGGGUAGACUGCUGGCUAAACUGGCUGACCUGGUGGAGAGGGACAGUGCCUAUCUAGCAACUAUAGAGUCCAUGGACAGUGGGAAGCCUUUCCUGCCCACCCUGUUUGUGGACCUCCAGGGAACCAUAAAGACGCUCAGAUACUAUGCUGGAUACGCAGACAAGAUCCAUGGAACGUCCAUUCCAAUGGAUGGAGACUAUCUUACGUUCACUAGACACGAGCCCAUAGGAGUGUGUGGACAGAUCAUCCCUUGGAACUUCCCACUGAUGAUGACUGCGUGGAAGCUAGGUCCAGCACUGGCCUGUGGGAACACGGUGGUCCUGAAGCCUGCUGAGCAGACCCCCCUCACCUGCCUGUACAUCGGAUCUCUGGUCAAAGAGGCCGGGUUUCCACCGGGAGUCGUCAAUAUUUUGCCAGGAUUCGGGCCAACGGCAGGAGCUGCGAUAGCUUCGCACAUGGGCAUAGACAAAGUGGCUUUCACAGGAUCAACUGAGGUCGGCAAGCUGAUCCAAGAAGCAGCUGGGAAGAGUAAUUUGAAGAGAGUAACGCUGGAGCUAGGAGGAAAGAAUCCCAACAUUAUUUUUGCAGACGCUGAUUUGGAUCUAGCUGUGGAGCAGGCCCACCAGGGAGUGUUCUUCAAUGCAGGCCAGUGCUGCACUGCAGGCUCUCGUAUCUUCGUGGAAGAGCCCAUCUAUGAGGAGUUUGUGCGCAGGAGUGUGGAGAGGGCCAAGAGGAGGACAGUAGGAAGCCCCUUCGAUCCCACCACGGAGCAGGGUCCACAGAUCAGCCAGGAGCAGCAGAGCCGCGUGCUGGAGUUUAUUCAAAGUGGCAUCAGUGAGGGAGCCAGGCUGGAGUGUGGAGGCAAAGCCCUGGGCCUGAAAGGAUUCUUCAUCGAGCCCACUGUCUUCUCCAAUGUCAAAGAUGACAUGCGCAUCGCAAAAGAGGAGAUCUUUGGACCAGUUCAGCAGAUCAUGAAGUUCAAGACUAUUGAUGAGGUGAUUGAAAGGGCCAACAACACAGAGUACGGCCUGGUGGCAGCUGUGUUCACCAGCGAUAUCACCAAAGCCAUGACCAUCUCCACAGCCAUGCAGGCUGGCACCGUCUGGAUAAACUGUUUCAAUGCCCUGAGCACGCAGUGUCCAUUUGGAGGAUAUAAAAUGUCUGGCAACGGGCGUGAAUUGGGGGAUUGUGGCCUGAAGGAAUACUCAGAGGUGAAGACCAUCACCAUAAAGAUCUCAGCUAAGAACUCCUAAGGCGGCCGGCCACACUACAUGUAGUGGAAGAGGACUUCCUCUGAGGCGCACCACUGACCCUCUGGGUGUCUGUCUGUGGUGGUAAAAC
Molecule: messenger RNA, 1738 nt
Organism: Oncorhynchus nerka (sockeye salmon)
Lineage: Eukaryota; Metazoa; Chordata; Actinopteri; Salmoniformes; Salmonidae
Product: retinal dehydrogenase 2-like
Exons: 13
Coding region: 88-1650 (520 amino acids)
Molecular function (GO): aldehyde dehydrogenase (NAD+) activity
Source: RefSeq, a predicted model, not a curated record